GGUGGUUAAAAGUUGUUUUCUUGCACUCUGACGCAUUGGAGUUGUCACCCUCGCCAGGAGUGGCUCUUUUUGGACUAUUGAACCACAGCCAGCUGAUGACAAGAUUGGUUGGCCCAGGGCUUCUCCCCACAAGGUUCCUCCCUGCAGCGUAGGAGGGCCAGACCACAGAGCAGACAGUGGGGCACUGCUGCUAUCGGCCCCACCAGGCGGCUGCAUGGCCAGGCGGGCUCCCUGGGAGCGGCUGCACGAGGAGGCGCGCUGCCCCGUGUGCCUGGACUUUCUGCAGGACCCCGUCAGCGUGGACUGCGGCCACAGCUUCUGCCUCCGCUGCAUCUCCGAGUUCUGCGACAGGUCCGACUGCGCGCUGGGCGCCAUCUACUCCUGCCCCCAGUGUAGAGGCCCCUUUGAUCGCAGCAGCUUCCGGCCCAACCGGCAGCUGGCGGGCCUGGUGGAGAGCGUGCGGCAGCUGGGGCUGGGGCCUGGGCUGGGCACCGAGCAUGCGAGGACGCGCUGCUGUGCAAGCCACGGCGAGGAGCUCACCCGCUUCUGCGAGGACGACCAGGAGGUGCUCUGCUGGGUCUGCGACACGGGCCCAGAGCACCUGGCGCACCGCACGCUGCCACUGCAGGAGGCCGCCCAGAGCCAUCAGGUAAAGCUCCAGAUGGCACUGGAACUCGUGAAGAAAGAGAUAAAGGAGACCUUGACUCAGGAGUCCAAUGUGGGGAAGAAAACUGUCAUCUGGAAAGAGAAGGUGGAGAUGCUGAGACAGCGCUUUAGACUGGAGUUUGAGAAGUAUCGAGGCUUCCUGGUGCAGGAGGAGCACCUGCAGCUCAGGCAUUUGGAGGAGGAGGAGCGCACUAUGAUGACAAAGCUGCGGGACUAUAAAAGCCGUCUAGGGCAGCGGGGCCGCAUGCUGCGGGAGUUGGCAGAGGAGAUGGAGGAGCUCAGCCAGCAACCUGCCCUGGGCUUGCUGGAGGGUGUGAGAGGAGCCUUGAACCGAAGCCAGAGUGUCACCCAGCUGGAACUGGAGAACACACCCAUGGAGCUGAAGACCCUGUGCCGCAUCCCAGGGAUGAGGGAAAUGCUGAGGAAGUUCCAAGUGGAUGUGAAGCUAGACCCUGCCACGGCACAUCCGAGCCUCCUGGUGACUACUGACCUGCGCAGAGUGCAGGAUGGAGAACUCUGGAGAGAUGUCCCCAACAACCCAGAGCGCUUUGACACAUGGCCCUGCAUUCUGGGUCUGCAGAGCUUCUCAUCUGGGCGGCACUACUGGGAAGUUAGAGUGGAAGGAAGAGCAGAGUGGGGGUUAGGAGUCUGCCAGGAUACAGUACAGAGAAAGGGGGAGACCACACCAUCCCCUGAGAAUGGGGUAUGGGCAAUAUGGCUACUGAAAGGGAAUGAGUACAUGGUUCUUGCUUCUCCUUCAGUGCCUCUCCUCCACCUAGAACGGCCUCGCUGCAUUGGGAUCUUCUUGGACUAUGAAGCAGGUGAAAUUUCCUUCUACAACAUGUCAACUGGAUCUUACAUCUACACAUUUAACCAACUGUUCUCUGGCCACCUGCGGCCUUAUUUUUUCAUCUGUGACAUGACUCCUUUCAAUUUGCCACCGAUAACAGAAACAGAGUCCGAAAAUUGGUCAUCCAUAGAUCCUGCUGGCCCUGAUUGCAGUAUUAGAGAUGAUCAUUCCUAAAAAUUCUGUUCCCAAGAAUGUUCCUCAGGUAAAGUGGAGGAUACAACAUGGAGGCCCCCAUUUGCCAGAUUCUUCUUAUUAUGGAAGUUCUCCCACAGGGAAAUUGGCAAACAGGAACUCUGGGAUCCAGGAGGACUGUGGAGCAUAAGCAAUUUAUACAUGGAACACUCUCUUCAUGCCCUCUGCAGAGGGCUCCAUGCAUUUUCAUAAGUUUCUUCAAAAGAGUGGUCUUGUGUCAGUAAAUAUUUGACGUUAUUUAUCAAGGCUUUUCAUUCUUUUUAGUAUCUUUUCAUUCUCAAUCUCCCAUAUAUUAAGAUUCCAAAAUGAUAAUAAAUGGUUUCAGAACAAUACAAUCUAUGCAGCAUCAAAUUUGUAA
Messenger RNA from Erinaceus europaeus (western European hedgehog), 2066 nucleotides. It is a transcript of the gene TRIM58, whose product is annotated as tripartite motif containing 58. The record is from RefSeq and is a predicted model, not a curated record. Bases 215 to 1690 code for a protein of 491 amino acids. Gene Ontology annotation, molecular function: protein binding; zinc ion binding. NCBI's taxonomy places the organism in Eukaryota, Metazoa, Chordata, Mammalia, Eulipotyphla, Erinaceidae. The transcript has 6 exons.